Molecule: messenger RNA, 2015 nt
Organism: Dipodomys ordii (Ord's kangaroo rat)
Lineage: Eukaryota; Metazoa; Chordata; Mammalia; Rodentia; Heteromyidae
Gene: Pm20d2
Product: peptidase M20 domain containing 2
Exons: 7
Coding region: 1-918 (305 amino acids)
Molecular function (GO): dipeptidase activity
Source: RefSeq, a predicted model, not a curated record
AUGGAGUACACGAAGUCAAGAUGCAAGCAUGGCUUAAUAGAUCAACAUCGGGAUCUCUCAAAGCACCCUCAAAUAAUUGUCCUGGGUACCCCUGCAGAAGAAGAUGGUGGUGGCAAAAUUGAUUUAAUUGAAGCAGGAGCUUUUAAAGACCUUGAUGUUGUCUUUAUGGCCCAUCCAUCCCAAGAGGAUGCUGCUUAUCUACUGGAUGUGGCUGAACAUGAUGUGACUGUGAAAUAUUAUGGGAAAGCGUCUCAUGCUGCUGCUUACCCCUGGGAAGGAGUCAAUGCCUUGGAUGCAGCUGUUCUUGCCUAUAACAAUCUGUCGGUGUUACGGCAUCAAAUGAAACCAACCUGGAGAGUUCAUGGUAUAAUAAAAAAUGGUGGUGUAAAACCCAAUAUCAUUCCCUCUUAUUCUGAAUUACUCUAUUACUUCCGUGCACCCUCAAUGAAAGAACUUCAGGUUUUGACCAAAAAGGCAGAAGAUUGCUUCAGAGCUGCGGCUUUGGCUACAGGGUGCACAGUAGAAAUAAAAGGUGGGGCACAUGAUUAUUACAAUGUCCUCCCUAAUAAAAGCCUGUGGAAAGCUUAUAUGGAGAAUGGGGAAAAGCUGGGGAUAGAGUUCAUUUCAGAAGAUGCAAUGCUGAAUGGCCCUUCAGGAUCUACUGACUUUGGAAAUGUUUCCUUUGUGGUUCCUGGAAUUCAUCCAUAUUUUUACAUUGGAUCCAGUGCUUUGAAUCAUACUGAACAAUACACUGAAGCUGCAGGAUCGCAAGAUGCUCAGUUCUACACUUUGCGUGUGGCCAAAGCUCUGGCAAUGACUGCGCUGGACAUCAUUUUUAAACCAGAGUUACUAGAAAGAAUCAGAGAGGAAUUUAAACUGAAACUUCAAGAAGAACAGUUUUUAAAUGCAGUGGAAUGAAAAAUCUUAGUGCUUAUUAAUCAUUAAGAAGUGAUUUUUUAAAUUUAACCUUUUUAAUAGAAGAAAACAUGCUUCUCUCAAUUUCAUAGGAGUCAGAUUUUUUAAUACUUGAUUAUAAGUGAGGACAGGUCAGAAUGUGGAAAAACAUAUUAACUCAUAUCUGAAAUGAAAAAGUUUACAGAUCUAUACUUGAUGGAAUUGUAUUAUUUUGGGAAUUGGUAUAUGAUACUAUUUCUUAAACUAGAUGAUAUAUGAAUUACCAGUAAUGAUAUUUUAUAAAUCUAUAUGCUGUGUGAGUAAAAUCCAAUAAGUUAGACAUCUGAAAUUAACACUUGUGAAGUGUAGAUUUUGUGAUACAGUGUGGUAAAUGUCUUCUCAGUUUCAAAAUUUAAGUCCUAAGUUUAAGGAAAGUUUGUUUCUAAUAUCUGAUUACAUAUUUUGGCUUAGAAGUUUCUUUAUUUAUAAUGAGUAUAGUGUAAGACCAGACUGUGAUUCUCCUGUGUAAUUCUGCCUUUUUAGUUUUUAUAUACCAGUGAGUUAAUUGAACUUUAUCACAAUAGUGUAAGUAAGUGCAUAAAUAAGGAGUCAGUUACUAUGUCUGAAGGAACCAACUCAAGCCGGUCUUUAUUAUAGUUCACCCUCAUACUUCAGAAGUUUUCCUGAAUGGCUGUACUAAAUUUAUUAUAGUGACUUAGCUUAGAUUAUCAUUGUUGGUUAGUCUUUGAAUUGUGAGCUGAAGGAUUUGGGAAUAGAAUGAGAAAGGAAGGAAGUGCCUGAUUAUGUUAACAUUGUAACCUUUUGGAUAAGGAUUCUAUUUAUACAUACAUAUAUAUAUAUAUAUAUUAUAUGUUUAUAUUUAAAUAUAUAUUGCUUGUUUGUUUAGAUGGUGCCUUGCUAUGUUGCCCAGACUAACCUUAAAUUCUCCAUCCUCUUGCCUCAGCUUCCCCCAUAGAUUGGAUUACAAACUCGUACCAUUGUGCUCAGAUGUAGCUCUUCAUUCUUAAAAGAUGGAUCCUUGUUUUUAGAAAGUUGACAGACCAGGAAAACUUCUAAUUUUAGGAUUUUAUGUAUUAUUUUUGAAGGAUACAAUUUAAGUU